Messenger RNA from Canariomyces notabilis, 972 nucleotides. RefSeq lists its product as uncharacterized. NCBI's taxonomy places the organism in Eukaryota, Fungi, Ascomycota, Sordariomycetes, Sordariales, Chaetomiaceae. The record is from RefSeq and is a predicted model, not a curated record. The transcript is spliced from 2 exons. Bases 1 to 972 code for a protein of 323 amino acids.
AUGCCAUUCCAGCUCUCGCUCGUCGAUGUCUCGGCCGUCGUGCUCCUCCUUCUGUGUUCCCUGCUGCUGAACCACGGAGAGUCGAGCGCGGUGCAGGGCCCGUCUGUAUGCACGUCCUACGAUCACGCAAACCCACUGGCCGAAUCGUUCCCGAACAAUGCCACCGGGGUUCUCAACGCGACGCUGGCCAUCAUCCCCAUCUCGUUGGAGACUGUUCGCAGGAUUAUUCCUCCCCAGUACGGCAUCCUUGAAGGCGCUUACCGCGCCCUCGUGCCCAACUUCCCCAAGGGCAUGUACCCCGUGCUGGUUCAGGCUGCACACGACCACGAUGUCCAGUUCCGUGCGUACGGCAUCACAAUCGAUGACUUCUCGCGUGUGGGAUUCGAGUUCCCGUUCUUGGACCUCCUGGGUGACGGCCAUUCCUCGUUCCGUUGGGCUCCGGCACAGCUCAUCAGUGCGGCCAACAGCAUUGCUCUGGAGGGAUCCCGGGCAUAUGGCACGGUAGUAUCUCCUGCCGAGUAUGAGCCGCUCUGCGAUGCGUAUCGGUCGUUGCCCAACGGUGCUACGUACUUCAGGGGCUCGAGCUUGACCUCACCCGAGUUCAUCGAGCUAGAAAUGGCACGGCUCCCCGGCCUAAGUUCUAGCCCCUAUCCGCUGGAGCUCUUCAAGAACAUUACGAAUCAGCCAACGUUUGCGAACGCGACAUCCUGUGAUAAUAUGAUCCGUCUCUUCAACACUACCAUGUCGGUCGGACAACACGCGCCUCUAGCCGUCCGAGGGAGGGUCAAGGCCCUUACAUUCCCGUUUGAGGAAAGUGAGAGAGAGUGGAAGGAGGUGUACGGAGUCCAAGUGGCGACGCCCUUUAUCGAGAACAACUAUCUCGACUGCCGGACAGUUGCUGGCUACUCGGGGACCGGCGGGCCGGGCGAUUCAUCAAUACCAGAUGCUAAUUAUAAUAAUGAACUACGAUAG